UACUUGCACUGCCUAUAUAUAACCCCUCACACUUGGUAGGAUCAUCACACCCUGCUCUGCCCUGCCCUGCCUUGUGUGCUCAUUUCCUGAACACUUGAGCUGCCAUUGCACUGCACCGCAUAUUUUGCAAGCAUCAAAGAGUCUUAUUGCACUUGCAUAUUGCAUUACUUUGUGCGAGCGAAUCGCAAAGGCCAUGGGUGGCAAGUUGUUGUUGCUCGAUGCUAGCCCCGAGGCGCCGCCUCCCCUGUCCCAGGUGGCCACCUCCGGCGCCCACGGAGAGGACUCCCCCUACUUCGCUGGGUGGAAAGCCUACGACCAGGACCCCUACCACGUCAUCUUCAACCCGAGCGGCGUCAUACAGAUGGGCCUCGCCGAGAACCAGGUGUCGUUCGACCUCCUGGAGGGGUACCUCAGGGAGCACCCGGAGGCAGCGGGCUGGGGCGGCGCUGGCGCCGGCGCCGGCUCCGGCGUGGCCAGCUUCAGGGACAACGCCCUGUUCCAGGACUACCACGGCCUCAAGGCCUUCAGGAAGGCGAUGGCGAGCUUCAUGGAGAAGAUAAGGGGUGGCAAGGCGAGGUUUGACCCCGACCGCAUCGUGCUCACCGCCGGCGCGACGGCGGCCAACGAGUUGCUCACGUUCAUCCUGGCCAACCCGGGAGACGCGCUGCUUAUCCCUACUCCUUACUACCCAGGGUUUGAUAGAGACUUGAGAUGGAGGACGGGAGUGAACAUUGUGCCGGUGCACUGCGACAGCGCGAACGGGUUCCAGGUCACGGUCGCCGCGCUCCAGGCGGCGUACGAGGAGGCCGACGCGGCGGGGAUGCGCGUCCGCGGCGUCCUGCUCACGAACCCGUCGAACCCACUCGGCACGACCGUCAAGCGGUCGGUCCUCGAGGACGUCCUCGACUUCGUGGCACGCAAGAACAUCCACCUCAUCUCCGACGAGAUAUACUCCGGCUCGGUCUUCACGGCGCCGGACCUCGUCAGCGUGGCGGAGCUCGUCGAGUCGCGCGCCCGCCGCGGCGACAGCGGCAUCGCGGAGCGCGUGCAUAUCGUGUACAGCCUGUCCAAGGACAUGGGGCUCCCGGGUUUCCGCGUCGGCGUCGUGUACUCGUACAGCGACGCCGUGGUCACCACGGCGCGGCGCAUGUCCAGCUUCACGCUCGUGUCGUCGCAGACGCAGAAAACGCUAGCCGCCAUGCUCUCGGACGCGGCGUUCGCCGACGCCUACAUCCGCACCAACCGCGAGCGCCUCCGGGAGCGGCACGACCACAUCGUGGCCGGGCUGGCCCGCGCCGGCGUGCCGUGCCUGCGCGGCAAUGCGGGGCUGUUCGUGUGGAUGGACAUGCGGCGGCGGCUCGACGAGGCAACCGUCGCCGGCGAGCUGAGGCUGUGGGACCGGAUGCUGCAUGAGGUGAAGCUGAACAUCUCGCCGGGCUCGUCGUGCCAUUGCUCGGAGCCCGGCUGGUUCAGGGUGUGCUUCGCCAACAUGAGCUUGGCCACACUGGAUGUUGCACUCGCAAGGAUGAGCCGCUUCCUGCACAAAUGGAACAAGUACAACAACACAGCAAGAACAGCAUUAGAGAAGUAGAGUAAAAGUUUUAGGGGUAAAUUGCAAUGUUAAUAUGUUCAUUAAGUAUUUA
Messenger RNA from Phragmites australis (common reed), 1643 nucleotides. Its product is annotated as 1-aminocyclopropane-1-carboxylate synthase 5-like. Bases 194 to 1591 code for a protein of 465 amino acids. The record is from RefSeq and is a predicted model, not a curated record. Gene Ontology annotation, biological process: biosynthetic process; amino acid metabolic process. Lineage: Eukaryota; Viridiplantae; Streptophyta; Magnoliopsida; Poales; Poaceae. Gene Ontology annotation, molecular function: transaminase activity; pyridoxal phosphate binding. The transcript has 3 exons.